AAAAGUGCGUCUGCAGUAGAAUCUGUGUGAGCUGAAGCUGAUGGGUCUACAAGGAAAAAUAUCUUGAUCUUUAAUAUGAGAAUUGAUGAUGAAUCUGAACAUGCAGUCAUUAUUCUCAGAAGAGAUGGAAAUCAGAACAGAUGAAGAAAGCAGUUUUGUAUGCAGAUCCUCCUCUGCACAUGUCUUGCAACCUUUGGUGAAAACUCCAGAUGAUAGUUUGUUAACUCGAUCUACAGAUUCAGUCAUGAAAAAUGAUGGUUCUCAAACAACAGCAAAUGGAAGGCAACAAAAGUUAAGUAACAGCAAAGGACUUGUGUUUAAACAGUUUGAAAACCAAGGACAGAAUUUGAAUUCUGGAUCUACACAUUCAGGGAGAAAUGGUUCUCAGCCAGGAACAAGUGAAGAUCAACAAAAAAUUAGCAAGGUGGUGAAAUCUGAGCCACUAUCCAGUGUCAUAAACACUGCUAAGCAGUUGUGUAAAUCAGGGAAGAUCAACUCCAGCCAGCUGCAGCAACUACUCAAGUAUGUGACCCAGUCACGUAGUAUAACUGGAACCACUAGUGGCAGAACAGAUCAGGCCAAAUUGGCCAGCCUGAUAAGUCAACUCACUCAGCAAACUAAAGGUAAACAUGGCGAUUCUCAGCAGUCAACCAGUCAACAGGUGGAUUUGGAAGGUCAGCAGGUUAGAACGAGUGGACAGCAGGUAAAUUUGGGUAUCCAACAAGUGCAGUCCAGUAGUCAACAGGUUGUAUUGGCUGGUCUCAACACACAUGUACAACAUAUAGGUACUGAAAAUGCUUUCAAACUCAGUGUGGCAAAAGACCUGUGUAAGACUACAUCCACAGUAAAGUCUGUGUGCCAUCCGGUGCUUUGUCAGACAACAGAGCAUAAAAACGCCUCCACCAAUACUGUUACCAGCACAAGUACUUCUAUCAGCAGUCAGAAUCAAGGGACAGUCGUCACAAAGAUGCUGCAGGGGAUUGACUUGCAGACGUUCACUCCAGUGGACCAAGCACUGUCAUUGUUUGAGGUGUCACCAACUUUACAACUGGAUAUGCCACAGUUUCAUCCUCAAACCCUCAACAUUGUUUCUGAGUCCCUCUGCUCAUCCACUCCCACAGUGUCAGUCAAGUCUGCAACAACACCACCCACACAGAUUGACGUUGGACCUAACCCAGAUAACAGUAUAACAGAAAACAAUGGUACCUCAUGCUGGGAGUACACUGGUACCAAUCUGGCUGACCUCCUGAUCCCAGACACCAGUGGCCUAGAGGCUGCACCAGAAGAUAAUGCCUGUUCAAAUGCAUUUCUAGCCAGUGGAGAUGGACACUUGCAGAGAAUGUUAAAAACAGGACCAGUAGACGAAAUACCAGGCACAUCAGGGAUCAUGUUUAGUGAUAACAAUUUACAAGGCAAAACUCAAAGUGACAUGGCAGUUUCAGAAUUUUACUGUAGGCCAGAGAAAGUGCAGAAGCUGGGAUCCUCCACAGCUGUCAGUACCAAUAUCCCUGGUUUCAAAGAAUUUGCACUGCCUUCCACAAAUUCAAAGUCAUCAAAUCUGAGACGUAAACGGUAUAAAAAGACUGCAGAUGCACUUCAGGGCUCUGGUUUAAUGGACAUUACACUGAAAACUGCAGAACUUAUACAAAGGAAUAGAAAAUUACAGAAAGAAAUUGAAGAUUUAAAAUGUGAAGCAGCUCAGUUUUAUCAAAGUGUUCUCCAAAAUCCUGAAAAUAGAGAAUUUGGAGAAAAGUUUAAAAUGGCACAGCAACAAUCCAUGCAUUAGUUCAGAAGAAACAAGGUCAGACCUGUCAUUUUGUAAAAUCUAAACAUCAUAUCACUCCAAUAUAAUAAAUACAAUGUUUACAAGUCAUAUGGCCUAUUACUGUCGCAAUUAUAUAACCUGGUUAUACAUCUCUUUGAUGUAGACAUUGACUACAUAGCAAUAUGACUUUGCUCACUCAUAUAUGAAGUGAUAAAUUGAUAUAAUAUUGUGUUUCCUGAUAAUUUUCAGGCGAUUAUAAGGUUGCCACUUUGUCAAUCUGUCCGUCCUUCUUUCCAUCUGUCCUUUCUUACUUGGAGCAUAAAUUUGCCUACAGUUAGAGCAAGGAUCAUGAAAUAUGGUGUAUAGACUGGUCAUACUAAACUAAUAUGCAGUGUACCAAAUUCAGGGCCCUCUUCCCUGCAAUUACAAUGUGAUUGUCCAGAUUUUCUAGUCCAGAGUAUGACUUGGCUUUCAUUUAAACUAGGAUGAUGGAAAUUGUCGGUUGUAUACAUUGGCCAUUCUAAAAAGAUGUACAAUGUAUCAAUUUAGGGCCUGAAAUUCCUUAAUUAUAGAGUUCUUUCCCUUUGAUGAAACUUUGUGUCCAUUAAAUUUGUUUGCAGAGAGCUUUCAUCACUUUUACUGUUAACUUGAUAUUUUAGCAUGGUUCUGAUUUAAGCAAUUUUCUACGAUUGUAUUUCAACCACAAAAUAUAGUUCUAGUGAAAAUUAUGUAUUCAUGAUGUCAACAGAAUGUAUUUAUCGUAUUAAUAGAUUUUAAGCUCCAACAAAGUAUUGUUUGAUGGAGCGUUUCUGGGAAGUAAGGAAAAUGAAAUGUACCAAUUUAAUUGAAAACUGAAAAAAGUAACUUUAAAAAAUAUGAUUUUUACUAACCUGUAGAAAAAAAAAUUCACUAGACAAUGUGGAAUCAUAUACCCUGUUCUGUUAUACAUCUUAUUUCUGCACACCAAUAGGGUGAAAAAUCAAACAGUCCUGCAAGAUGUUCCAAUUGUCUUAAACAUUGAUAAUUACGUCUAGUGAAAAAUAUUCACUUUUACAGCUGAAUAGAAGUUCUGAUAACACAACCAGUUAUAAAUUAGUGUGUGACAUCAACAUUUCAAUGAAUACACAAGUCAUUUUCAUCAGACAAAAUACCAGUGUGGAGCAUACUAGCACUGACAUUGGUAGUGUACCAAUUUUUUCAACUAUACUAUAAUUUUAUGUACACAAAGGUUGAAAAUAUUGUUACAAGAUGGUAAACAGAUUAAAGACCAAAAAUUUCACAAGAUGAUAACUAUGUACUGUAGUCGAUUCAGCUAUGCUACAUAAAUUUUAACUGAAUGCA
Ylistrum balloti is the source of this 3106-nucleotide messenger RNA. RefSeq lists its product as uncharacterized. The record is from RefSeq and is a predicted model, not a curated record. Bases 86 to 1786 code for a protein of 566 amino acids. Lineage: Eukaryota; Metazoa; Mollusca; Bivalvia; Pectinida; Pectinidae. The transcript has 5 exons. Gene Ontology annotation, biological process: negative regulation of DNA-templated transcription; negative regulation of circadian rhythm.